GAAUAGAUAAUUGUCGCUUGCAUGGUAUUUAAGGUGGCAAGGCCGAGGUUUCUCAUAGUGGUCAGUGGAAGUUUGUAGAGACAAGAACAGAAAUUUUGUUAAAUAUCGUGCAAAAUCGUAAAAUCGUGUGAAAAUGUCUUACAAACUUUACUAUUUCGACGCUCGAGGUCUUAAUGAGCCACUGAGGAUGAUAUUUGCCUUGGGAGGUGUGGAAUACGAAGAUGUCCGUAUUCCGCUUGGAGACAUACCCCCACCCCCCACGAUUCCGGCAGAAAUUAAAGAAAAAUGCACGUGGGGCCAGGUCCCAAUGCUGGAGUUUGAUGGUCGCAAAAUCUGCCAAUCAUUAGCAAUGCAGCGUUAUUUUGCCAAGAAAUUCAAUCUGGUGGGUUCCGAUGACUGGGAAGCUGCCCAGAUCGACGAGUAUGUGGAUUCGUCUAAAGACUUUUUGCAAGUGUGGGUGCCUCCAUUAACGGAAAAAGAUCCCGCUAAGAGAGAAGAACUUAUAAAGGAAACGAAGGCCAAAACCGUGGACAAAUAUCUCAAAACAUUCGACAAGAUUAUCAGCGCCAACGGUGGAAAACGUCUCGUGGGGAAGAAUCUUUCCUGGGCAGACCUCUGGUUGGCCCAUGUCCUCAACAAUCUCGAACUCGUUGGUGGGGUCAAAUUGGCAGAAGGUUUUCCAGCCUUGAAGGCCUUGUGUGACACCGUUUUUGCCACGCCAGAGAUCAAAGCUUGGGUUGAGAAACGGCCCAAAUCCAAAUUUUAAACAUACAUUUUUUCAAGAGUAAUUCUUGUGUAAUUCGAUCAAUCAAAUUAUUCUACAUGGCAAAUAAAACAUGUCAAAAUUUAA
Messenger RNA from Folsomia candida, 850 nucleotides. RefSeq names its product glutathione S-transferase. Gene Ontology annotation, molecular function: glutathione transferase activity. The coding region runs from base 134 to 766 and encodes 210 amino acids. The transcript has 3 exons. The record is from RefSeq and is a predicted model, not a curated record. Lineage: Eukaryota; Metazoa; Arthropoda; Collembola; Entomobryomorpha; Isotomidae. Gene Ontology annotation, biological process: glutathione metabolic process.